Messenger RNA from Oikopleura dioica, 429 nucleotides. Lineage: Eukaryota; Metazoa; Chordata; Appendicularia; Copelata; Oikopleuridae. The record is from the annotation of a GenBank genome assembly.
AUGGUAGAGAAUCAAAUUUUAAACGGUGGAAAUUUUAAAGUUGCGUAUCCAGAGCUUAUUCAAAGACAUGUUCUGGAAAAUGCAUCUUCCGGCGAAAUUUUAUCCCAUGCGAGUGUUGAUGAACCCUAUCCUGAAAUAACUGCUACUCUAGGAUGCAAAUUGAGGUCUAUAGCUCCACUGCCGAAAUUAAAAGUCGAGAGGUCGCAACUUUUCCCAGUUACUCCCGUAAUCAACAUAGAAACAAAAGCAGAAGCUCUUUCCCAAAAGUUGUACGAUUUCUGCCUGAGUAAGCAGAAUCCAGUGACGAUUCUGAGGGGAUUGUCCCAAGCGCUUGAUAUAAACCUGUCUUUGUUUACAACGAAAUGGCUUGUUGACAAAGUUCCGAAACACCCCUGUGAAGUGCGUAAGCAAUUUGCCCAAGGUAUAUAA